This is a messenger RNA of Dibothriocephalus latus, 405 nucleotides long. Lineage: Eukaryota; Metazoa; Platyhelminthes; Cestoda; Diphyllobothriidea; Diphyllobothriidae. The record is from the annotation of a GenBank genome assembly.
AUGUCCUCCUCAUCGUCGAUUACGCCACCACCGUCGCUGCCGCAACCCGUUCUGCGUCGACGUAUUCUCAUCACUUUUCGUAUGCAAGAACUCAUUCUGCAGAUGGAUUCAAACGAUCGUCCCCUGGCUGAGUGCCGACUGACCAGUACCACGGCUGCUUUUGCCCGCUUCACUGGCGUCAUCAAUCAUGGCCUCGUGGAGUACCAGGCGCGAGCUCAAGUGCAUAGCCUCACCAUCGCGGACGCUGUGUCCGGUCUGGGUGGUGACUUUGAUCUCCUGGCGGCCUCUCAUCGCGGUGUCAGGUUGGUGUUGCCCUCCCAUGUGUCUCCUAUUUUUGCUGCCGUUCUUGGUUCUAGCGUUCCUUUAGGACCACCGAUCACUGUUGUAAUGUUGAAAUUUUCUUGA